AUGGACUCAGCAAACAAUAAAUUUGAGACUCUUUCUUAUCCAAACAUCAUCCCACAAACCUUUCUGUUCAAUCUCAAACCCAGGCACGAGCCCAAGCAAGAGCCAUCAGGAUUCGGAACGCCGCCUCUCCGAGUCAGAGUCUGCGCCCAGCGGAUAGAGUCACUGCGCAAUCAACUCAGAUUCCCACACGCGAUUGCCGACUCAACACUCAGAUGGCAUCUCAACUAUAACAACUGGGAGUUGAACUGUGCAGCCCAAUCAUUCUGGGAAUCAGAAGAAGCAACACAAGCAGAGGCCCCAACUCAAAGACCCGCAAGAACUGUCGAGCAGGGGAGAAUCUUCCGGAUUGUCGACGGAGCUGAUCUCAUGGAAACUACACAGCGCUCUAGGACGCAGUUAAUCCACAACCAACCACUGAGAGCAGCAGGACAGCCUCCGCGCCACGUCCCUCCCCACGCUGAGUCCAUGUCCAAGGCCGAAACAGGAAUUCCGCUCCACGACAGAGAGUGGAUCCUGGAGUCUCUACAAGGAGAUCUUAUGGGGAUCAUCGCUGCGCAGGUCGGUACAGACAACAAUUUGUGGUUAUGCCCCAAGUUUCUGGUUCGACAUCAUUAUGACCUCGUCAUUGCCGUCGAAGAAUGGAUGAAAACCGGUGGCAUACCUCUUGUGCCCGCGCCAUUGCGAAGACGGAGCCGCAAGUCUAUCUUCAGAUACAGCGGUGUGCAUCCUACCAAUGUCAAAAACCCACAGCGGGCUAUCAAUGGAGCCUUCAAGACAUUCUCCACGGAUCCACAACCUGGAGCACUGUCACAAGAGGAUCGAGUGGCCGUGCGCAGACAUUCUCAGCGACAACUGCAGCGACGCAUGCAAAAUCCCGCUAUCCUCCGCGCAAGUGGUUUCCAGGACUACUUCAAAGGCGCUCGUCGUGGUUAUCUGCUCAAUAAUCGAGGUUUGAAGAACACACCCGCCUACGUCGCCAGCUCAGACGCGUCCAAGCUGUGGCUUGAGUUCGUACGCGACGACGGUGCUCUUAAUGCUCAGCGCUUCCCCAGCAAGUUCUGGAUCCCAACAGGACGUGGCAAGAAACAAGCUGCCCCUUUCCGCUGGCACGAUAGCCAUGAGCCGGCGCAACUGCACGUCGAAUUCGACCGGUUCAAGUCUGCACACAUCACGCGUCUCAACAAGUGGCGAGCUCACCGACAAGCAAGCAUCACUUCCGCAGGCAAGAAGCCCAACCCACUGCCAUUCAACAAGUUCGAGCUCGAAUGGCUCACCGCGCAAGAUGCCAUGAACAUCGAAGAGCAGUUCUAUCACGAGGCUGGCCAGGAUGCGCAGGACAGCGGGAUCAAGAACCAAGGCAAAUGA
Molecule: messenger RNA, 1365 nt
Organism: Exophiala aquamarina CBS 119918
Lineage: Eukaryota; Fungi; Ascomycota; Eurotiomycetes; Chaetothyriales; Herpotrichiellaceae
Exons: 2
Coding region: 1-1365 (454 amino acids)
Source: RefSeq, a predicted model, not a curated record